UGAGACGACAUCUCACUUGGUUUGGUACAUUUACCAAAGAAGGCUUAACCCAUCCCAACAGACAACCACAGAAACAUGUCUCAGCAAAGACAGACCGGAAGCUGCUGCUGCUGUGGAGGUUCAGGCUGUGCCUGCUGUGGCCGAGGAAGUAAUCGAGGCAGUUCCUGCUGCGCGGCCUCUUCUGGUGGUGUCCAGCAAAUCCGAGGGGGUUCCUCAGGCUGCUGUGGAGGAGGAAGCGGAGGAAGUGGAGGAUGCUGUGGAUCCAGACAGCGUGUCGUUGUAGUCCAAGGAGGCCAAGGAUCAUCCUGCUGCGGCAGCGGUGGUUACGCUGGCCUUCAACAAGUUUCCGGAUCUGGACUUGGCUACUAUGGUGGUAGCGGUGGCGGUGCAGUCUGCUGCAGCAGCGGCGGCGGCGGUGCAGUGUGUUGUGGCAGUGGCGGCAGGGGUGGUGGCGCAGUCUGUUGCGGCAGCGGUGGCAUGGGAGGUGGCUCAGUCUGUUGCGGCAGCAGUGGCAGUGGACAAUCUGGACAGGUCAUUGUAGUUCCAGCUGGUGGUUAUGGUGGUUAUGGUGGUUAUGGUGGACAGUCCUCUGGAUGCUGUGUUGGGUCUGGUUUUGGCGGGUCUGGUUUUGGCGGUGGCAUGUCCCAGCAAAAAGUCCCUGUAGUGGCCAUGGGUGGUGGCGGCGGAGGAGCAGUUUGCUGUAGCAGUGGCAGUGGGGGAGCUACCUGUUGUGCUUCAGGAGGCUCUAGUGGUGGUGGAGUUCAGGUUGUGGGUGCGGGACCCAGUGAUGGUGGAGUUAAGGUUGUAGGUGGGGGACUCGAUGAUAGUGGAGUUAAGGUUGUAGGCUCUGGUGGUAGUGGAGGAGCUGUGUGUGUGAGCAGUGGCAGUGGAGGCGCAGGUGCAGUUAAGGUUGUAGGAGGGGGUCUUGGAGGAGGCCUUGGCGGGAAGCUUGGAGGAGGCCUUGGAGGAGGCUUAGGUUCUGGUGGGAAAACUGUUGUAGUAUCAGGUGAUGGAGGGAGUGGUGGUGCAGCUUGUUGUGCUACAGGGGGACCUAGUGGGGGCUCCAUCAUUGUUUCCUCUGGAGGUCCUUCUGUAGCACCUAUGAUGAGCCAAACCAAGCAGGCUGUGUCAUUGCCACAAAACUUUAAGUGAAGUCUCUUUGGAACCACGGUCCAAACAACUAAGGGGAAUCUAUCUUCACGAAUGUACAUCUCAUCUUCAGUUUGUCAUGUUAAGCUGAUGGCUCUUUGCAUGUAGCAUUCCUUGCGCUUCUCUUUCCUUUUCAUGUUUAACGUGUUUCUGUAAAUUCUGACACCUGGAAUUGUUUGCAUGGUCUUUGGGGUGGAAAGGGGCUAAUGACAACCCCAUCCACCAGUUUUCUGCUUCAUUCUCCAUUACUGCAUGGCAGAUAAUAAAGCUUACCUCAAAAUGAA
Molecule: messenger RNA, 1433 nt
Organism: Sphaerodactylus townsendi
Lineage: Eukaryota; Metazoa; Chordata; Lepidosauria; Squamata; Sphaerodactylidae
Product: loricrin-like
Exons: 2
Coding region: 76-1152 (358 amino acids)
Source: RefSeq, a predicted model, not a curated record